Oncorhynchus keta (chum salmon) is the source of this 4939-nucleotide messenger RNA. RefSeq names its product group 3 secretory phospholipase A2-like. Gene Ontology annotation, biological process: phospholipid metabolic process; arachidonate secretion. Gene Ontology annotation, molecular function: A2-type glycerophospholipase activity. The record is from RefSeq and is a predicted model, not a curated record. Lineage: Eukaryota; Metazoa; Chordata; Actinopteri; Salmoniformes; Salmonidae. The transcript has 8 exons. Bases 158 to 2287 code for a protein of 709 amino acids.
GAGAUUGUAUGCAGGAGCUUCUUGUAGGAAUUAAGAGUCUUGCGAAAGUCUUUGUUGCUAAUUAGCGUUUCAAUUUUUUUUGAGUAAAUUGAGACGAAUGUAUUGAUUGAUACAUCUCACCUUGUCUGAGAGAGAAUUACACGGUUGACAAAACGUCAUGCCAAGUUUGCUAGGUGCACAUGAUGUGAAGAUGUCAGCAGGGACCGACGCGCAAAACGCCAACUUCUGCCACAGGACGAGUUUCACUGGACUAGGACACACGCGCUUAAGCUUCCUCCGAAAUAUGGUCGGGACUCAUACAUUGAUGUUAUAUGUGAGCGAAUGGUCAGAGAAGCAGCUUGUAAAAUGCUCAAUUAACAACGACCCUGUAGCCACUGCCAGUUACCUGUUUCGUUGCCGCCAAACGCGCCCGGAGAGCCUCGUGGAAUUAUCCCUCUUCAAUAUCAGGGCGUUGUUGAGUCCAGACAACCUGUGCCCACUGAGUCCUGUCGAUGGAUUUAUCAAACAGACGAAAAAUUACCCAUUGGAGCAACAACAUAUUUCGGGUGCAAAAUCCCGUAGGAAACGCGCGUGGGUAUUUCCUGGGACACUUUGGUGUGGCACUGGAAGCAAAGCGAUUGACUACAAGCAGUUAGGAAUGUUUGAGCGAGCAGACGGGUGCUGCCGUGAGCAUGACCACUGCAGUAACACUAUCCCCUCCUUCACAGUGAACUAUGGUGUUUUCAAUCCCAACUUCUUCACCAUCUCACACUGUGACUGUGACAAAAGGUUUCGCCAGUGCCUCCAGCGUGUAAAUGAUACCAUCUCCAAUAUGGUGGGCUUCAGCUUCUUCAAUCUCCUAAAGAUGCCCUGCUUCGAGUUCACUCCCAAGAGUCAAUGUACUGAGCUUAACUGGUGGGGAAUGUGCAAGGUGGCCAAGGUGGCCCCAUAUGCAGUCUUCAAAAAUCCCAAAGAUUACACUAUCAACCGCACGGCAAGUAAACAUAGUGGCAGCGGUGACCCCGAAACCUCAGCAAGCACCGGGGAACACCUGGUUACAGUGAGACCCUUGUCUAGCCCAACCAGGUUAAUCCCCAAAGGGAACCGCCCCAAGCUAUUUUCCCCCUCACGGGACUGUGUUCCAAGAGGUCCUCCCAGAGGAGACACCUUUCAGAUCAAGCACAGGAAAGGAUGCAGCAGGGGCAAGAAAACAUUCACAACUCAAACAACCACAAGUCAAACACAGACCAGCACCCCCUUAAUACAGACAACUGCAUCCCUGAUACAGAGGAGUGCAUCACAAAAACAGAAAACCACACCCACAACUCAGAGAGCUGCUUCGAAAAUUAUUACAACCACAUCGCAGGUAAAAAUGAAAACUGCUACACAAAAGACUGGACCAAGAACUGAAAAAACGAUCUCACCUCAUAAUCAAGCUACAACAAAGAAAAAAACACGGUCACGACAGAGGACAACAUCAACACCAAAGCCUUCACCUCAUCCACAGACAACAACUUUAACAACCACAACUCUUAUACCCAAAAGUCCCAAACUCCCAAAGGUCCUUAGGAAACUUCACCGUUGUGGCCCUCCAAGAGGAGAUACCUUUCAGCCUCGCCGCUGGAGGGGGGAACGAGGCAAAGCCUGUUUGGAACAGAUAACUAAAACACCAAUGACCAUAUCCUCAGCAAACAAGACUGCAUCACCAACCCAGAGGAGAAUAUCUCAAACUCAGAGAACAAUGCCCUCAAAUAAGAGAACAACAUCUGCAACUGUGAUGACCUCAUCUACCCUUUGGAAGAACACAAUUACUAAGAGGACCGCGUCCUCAAAGCUAAGGACCACACUUCUAAUACAAACCCCUACUGAGAGUGCACCAUCUAUGACAACAGAUAAUAUGCUUCUUUGUGGCACUCUCAAGCAUUUGGAUGAAUGUAAAUACAAAAUUCCCCCUUUAGUGAAGAGAUAUGAUCUCCACAACAUGGGAUCAAAGACUGUGUACCAUUGUGAUUGCACCCACAGGCUGGCUGAUCAGAUCAGACACUUGGAGAAGACCACAAUACUCCAAUCCCUCCUGCAGGACUUUGUAUCUUUAUCCUGCUUCAACGUGCCGAGUGUGCAAGACUGUCAUGGAGGGAAAAGCUGUACUGCUGGAUUUUCCCAAGCCACUGACCUAAUUCAAGUCCUUAAAAGCAUGGAGGAAAGAGGAAGACUUAAUGCUCAGAGCACAAGUAAAGACUCAAAAAGAGGGACUCCUAUUCGCCUCUACAAGCGAUGUCUGAGGAUCAUUGAGUCCAAGAAGCAUUGACUAAUGAUUCCCAAACAUCAGCACCCUUAAGUACCAGUUACUAGAAUGGGAAUGCAAUGCAUCUGUCCAACAUCACCCUCUAUUGUGUUUUUUAAAGAUUUUUAAGCCUUAAGAUGAUAAAUGUGGCAGAAGGACUUGAUUUGCUGUUGUUCAGUAUAGGAGGGAGUUCCUUAUACCUUCCAACUUUUCCCCAAAUCUUUGACCUCAACUGUAAAUAAUGAUCCACAACUAGAGUUGUACAGAAUUCUCCUGCUGAGGGUACUAUGAUCUCUGACAACAAUUUAAUACAUUUAUAUUGAGUCUUUGUACAUCUAGAUUAAAACCCUUGAAUAUUACCAGUCUCUGUUACGUCAUUGUCUCACAUUACAAGAUUCCCUUAAGGUGCAGUAUUUUUUUUUAGUCAAUAGCAUUUCUAAAAUUGCUCAAGAGGUGGCACCCUUCUACCUCUAACAGUAAGGUAAUUGACAUUCGCACACAUUUGUUAUUUUUCUUAGUUUUAGUAUGUCGUGAAUUGAUCAUGUUGAAGUAAACAGUGUGGGAUUUUCACUUCUUAGCUAAAGGCUUGAAAUUGUAAUAUUGUGUCAUGAUCAUCAUCAUCAUUUACCUACCUUGUCACUACAAUCAGAAAAAGUACAGUAAUACUUUUAAGAAAACAAAUUAAACCAUGAGUAUUAAACAAACCCUAAUACAACCUCGGCAUUACUAGGAAGUAUGUUUGUUGAAAUGUUUGUCGGCCAGGGGUCUCCAACAGGUAGAUCGUGAGUUACUAGUUGCUCGCAGCCCACCUAUGAGUAACUUGCCAAUCAAUUCUGAAAGUACAUGCAUUUUUUUCAUGUGUUCCAUUGUAAACUGUCAUAAACAUAGAGCUCCUGCUACUAUCCAAUCAAAGACACUUUGACAUCCCAUCCCUGGUUAGCCACUACUAGCUUAAACAGGGCUGCCAACUUUUGAAAAAAGCUUGGAGUGAGAUUUGUUAUGUGUAUUUCUUUGCCCCCUGGCACAACCCCUAUAUGUACAAUUGUACUGUUUUAAAGCGAAUUUCCUGCAAUUCUACAUAUUUUCACAUGGCUUAGACAUAUGACACUGGUCAGGUGUAUUCAGGGUAUUUUGAACAUUAACACUCAAUUUGACGACACUGUUACUUUGAGAUUUUUGGGGGAUCAAUUUUAAAGAAUGAUAAUCUAAAAAAAAAUGUUUAGGUGGUUUGACACUUUAUUUAGACAAAAAUUAAAUGUGGGGAGACAUGCAAAUGCUAGAAACAGUGGGAAGGUUGAAAGCCGGGAUUGUUCCCUGUUCUCAGGUUGUUGAAGCACCCUUGACAGGGAUUACAGCCUCAAGUCUUCUUCGGUAUGACGCUACAAGCUUGGCACACCUGUAUUUAGGGAGUUUCUGCCAUUCUUCUCUGUAGAUUCUUUCAAGCUCUGUCAGGUUAGAUGGGAAGGGUCGCUGCACAGCUAUUUUCAGGUCUCUCCAGAGUUGAGUUGAUUUUAUUUUACAGGGAUAUUGCACAUGAGAUGCAAACAUGAGUCACUGAGCCACUUUGUAACCUGGCCACUUUGUAACCUGGACCAUUACAGUAGUGAUUUCUUGUGCAGCUUGUUGUUUGCUCUUUGCAUGCACAUAUAUCACUGUAUCGUCUGCGUACAUUUGAACUUCAGACCCAGUACAGACAGAAGGCAGAUCAUUAAUGUACAGGUUGAACAGGAGGGGCCCCAGUAUUGACCCAGAGAUGUUCGAUCGGGUUUAAGUCCGGGUUCUGGCUGGGUCAUUCAAGGACAUUCAGAAACUUGUCCCAAAGCCACUCCUGCAUUGUCUUGGCUGUGUGCUUAGGGCCGUUGUCCUGAUAGAAGUUGAGCCUUCGCCCCAGUCUGAGGAUCUGAGCGCUGUGAAGCAGGUUUUCAUCAAGGAACUCUCUGUACUUUGCUCCAUUCAUCUUUCCCUCAAUCCUGACUAGUCUCCCAGUCCCUGCCGCUGAAAAACAUCCCCACGGCAUAAUGCUGCCACCACCAUGCUUCUCCGUACUUAUCGUGCUUGGUUUCCUCCAGAUGUGAUUCUUGGCAUUCAGGCCAAAUAGUUCAAUCUUGUUUCUUAUGGUCUGAGAGUCUUUAGGCAAACUCCAAGCGGGCUGUCGUGCAUUUUACCUAGGAGUGGCUUCCGUCUGGCCACUACCAUAAAGGCCUGAUUGGUGGAGUACUGCAGAGAUGGUUGUCCUUCUGGAAUGUUCUCCCAUCUCCACAGAGGAACUCUGGAGAUCCAAACUUCUUCCACUUAAGAUUUAUGGAGGCCACUGUUUUGUUGGGGACCUUCAAUGCUGCAGAAAUUAUUUGGUGCCCUUCCCCAGAUAUGUGCCUCGACACAAUCCUGUCUCUGAGCUCUAUAGACAAUUCAUUCGACCUCAUGGCUUGGUUUUUGCUCUGACAGGCACUGUCAACUGUGGGACCAUAUAUAGACAGGUGUUGGCCUUUCCAAAUCAUGUUCAAUCAAUUGAGUUUACCACAGGUGGACUCCAAUCAAGUUGUAGGAACAUCUCAAGGAUGAUCAAUGGAAACAGGAUCAGUCUUCAUGCAGUUUUGGUUCUGUUUUCCUGUCCAGACGCUUCUCUUGUUUUGUAUUACUCUUGUUCAUUUUUAUUAAACUCACCAACUGUACUUG